CUAAUAUCCACUGAUCCAAUAAUCAUGCGACGUUGCUUGUGAAAAAUCACCGUCAAUUACUACGUGAUGAAAUUUGCGAUAAUAUUAACGGUCGUCAUGCAUCUAAAUAAAAUAGGCUAAAUCACAACAAAUAAUUCCUUACUUUCCCGAAAGCUAUACUCGUCUGAUAUAAAUAAAUCACUCAAACCACGCCGAAGAUCUCCGCUCCUUCUCACACUCUCCUAAGAAAGGCUUCAUCUCUGUAGAAUCAUUUUCCGGCGCUCGGUAACCGGAGAGUUGUUGUAGGGUUCAGGCAAGGAGGAUGGGAUCCGCACUGCUGUCGGAGCUAGGUACGGAGAUACUGGUGCCAGUAUGUGCGGUGGUUGGCAUCGUUUUCUCGUUAAUCCAGUGGUACCUAGUCUCGCGCGUGACACUCACGUCGGAACGCCACGCGCCGGGCGGUGCCAACAAGAAUGGCUACAAUGAUUACUUGAUUGAAGAAGAGGAAGGUCUAAAUGACCACAGCGUAGUCACCAAAUGCGCCGAAAUACAGAGUGCAAUCUCUGAAGGUGCUACAUCUUUUCUGUUCACCGAAUAUCAGUAUGUUGGGGUAUUCAUGGUUGCUUUUGCAAUUCUGAUCUUUGUUUUCCUGGGUUCUGUUGAGGGAUUCAGCACAAAGAGCAGGCCUUGUACUUAUGAUUCACAGAAGACGUGCAAACCAGCACUUGCUACUGCAGUAUUCAGCACUGUUUCAUUUUUACUUGGUGCUAUCACCUCAGUUCUUUCUGGUUUCCUAGGGAUGAAAAUUGCCACCUAUGCCAAUGCAAGAACAACCUUGGAAGCAAGAAAGGGUGUUGGCAAGGCUUUUAUUACUGCAUUUAGGUCUGGUGCUGUGAUGGGAUUUCUUCUUGCUGCAAAUGGUCUCUUGUUUCUUUACAUUGCUAUAAAUCUCUUCAAGCUGUACUACGGGGAUGACUGGGAGGGCCUUUUUGAAUCUAUUACUGGGUAUGGUCUUGGGGGAUCUUCCAUGGCUCUCUUUGGAAGGGUUGGUGGUGGUAUCUACACCAAAGCUGCUGAUGUUGGUGCUGAUCUCGUCGGCAAGGUUGAAAGAAACAUUCCAGAAGAUGAUCCAAGAAACCCAGCUGUCAUUGCUGAUAAUGUCGGUGACAAUGUGGGAGAUAUUGCGGGUAUGGGGUCUGAUCUUUUUGGUUCAUAUGCUGAGUCGUCUUGUGCUGCCCUUGUUGUUGCCUCCAUCUCCUCCUUUGGCAUCAACCAUGAGUUCACUGCCAUGCUAUAUCCUCUGCUUAUUAGUUCUGUGGGUAUCCUUGUUUGUUUGAUUACAACCCUCUUUGCCACCGAUUUCUUCGAAAUCAAGGCUGUAAAGGAAAUUGAACCUGCACUGAAGAAGCAACUCAUUAUUUCCACUAUUCUGAUGACUGUGGGUAUUGCAAUUGUAACAUGGAUUGGCUUGCCUUCAUCUUUCACAAUUUUCAAUUUUGGUACUCAGAAGGUUGUUAAGAACUGGCAGCUGUUCUUAUGUGUGGCUGUUGGUCUAUGGGCUGGACUUGUUAUUGGAUUUGUUACCGAGUACUAUACUAGUAAUGCAUACAGCCCUGUGCAAGAUGUUGCCGACUCCUGCAGGACUGGAGCUGCCACUAAUGUCAUCUUUGGCCUUGCCUUGGGAUACAAAUCUGUGAUCAUCCCAAUUUUUGCCAUUGCAGUUAGCAUUUUUGUUAGUUUUAGUUUUGCAGCCAUGUAUGGCAUUGCUGUGGCUGCCCUUGGAAUGUUAAGCACCAUUGCCACUGGACUAGCCAUUGAUGCUUAUGGUCCCAUCAGUGACAAUGCUGGAGGCAUUGCUGAGAUGGCUGGCAUGAGUCACCGAAUUCGUGAACGAACUGAUGCUCUUGAUGCAGCUGGGAACACUACUGCUGCCAUUGGGAAGGGAUUUGCUAUUGGAUCUGCUGCUCUCGUGUCCUUGGCUUUAUUUGGUGCUUUUGUGAGCCGUGCUUCUAUUUCAACUGUUGAUGUGUUGACACCAAAGGUCUUCAUUGGUCUUAUUGUUGGUGCUAUGCUUCCAUACUGGUUCUCUGCCAUGACCAUGAAGAGUGUGGGAAGUGCAGCUUUAAAAAUGGUUGAGGAGGUUCGCAGGCAGUUCAACACCAUUCCUGGUCUCAUGGAGGGUACCACCAAGCCUGAUUAUGCUACCUGUGUCAAGAUCUCUACUGAUGCAUCCAUCAAAGAGAUGAUUCCACCAGGCGCUCUUGUCAUGCUGACACCACUUAUUGUUGGAACCUUCUUUGGUGUCGAGACUCUUUCUGGCGUUCUGGCUGGUUCCCUUGUUUCAGGUGUUCAGAUAGCAAUUUCUGCAUCUAAUACUGGCGGUGCAUGGGAUAAUGCCAAGAAAUACAUUGAGGCUGGUGCUUCAGAGCAUGCAAGGACGCUGGGCCCUAAGGGUUCUGAGCCACAUAAAGCAGCUGUGAUUGGAGACACCAUCGGAGACCCACUUAAGGACACCUCAGGCCCAUCUCUCAAUAUCCUGAUCAAGCUCAUGGCUGUGGAGUCUCUCGUCUUUGCUCCCUUCUUUGCCACCCAUGGUGGCCUUCUUUUCAAGAUAUUCUAGAAGGGAGGGGAUAAUGACGAACACACAGGGACUGACAGGACGUGGCCUUCUUGUAGAAUUCACAUUCACCUUCAUUCUACUUUUGUGCUUAUAUUUUCUCCCUUUUCAUGAGAUUUUCAAUUUAGCUUCUUUAGUUUAGUGAAAAUACUAGUUUUGAUGGGCCGACGAUGAUGAUAAUUAAAAGAUGGUUAGAGUGAUGGGAAGAUACAAGUCAUUCUAUGCAAUGCAAAGGGUCAGUCAUGUGUAAUGUCUUAAGGAGAGCGAGAAUUUAUUACCUUUACUCUGUAGUUUUGAAACAAAUUCACUUUUAAAAUUUUGUAUCAUUACCCUUCUCCCUUCCUAGAUGGGAUUUCGUUUCGUUUUGGACUGGAUUGAAGUAUGGUGCCCUGAAAUUUUUGACUUCUGA
Jatropha curcas is the source of this 3005-nucleotide messenger RNA. RefSeq names its product pyrophosphate-energized vacuolar membrane proton pump. Gene Ontology annotation, molecular function: inorganic diphosphate phosphatase activity; diphosphate hydrolysis-driven proton transmembrane transporter activity. NCBI's taxonomy places the organism in Eukaryota, Viridiplantae, Streptophyta, Magnoliopsida, Malpighiales, Euphorbiaceae. The record is from RefSeq and is a predicted model, not a curated record. Gene Ontology annotation, cellular component: membrane. Gene Ontology annotation, biological process: proton transmembrane transport.